Molecule: messenger RNA, 2827 nt
Organism: Strongylocentrotus purpuratus (purple sea urchin)
Lineage: Eukaryota; Metazoa; Echinodermata; Echinoidea; Camarodonta; Strongylocentrotidae
Exons: 2
Coding region: 200-2827 (875 amino acids)
Biological process (GO): DNA catabolic process
Cellular component (GO): cytoplasm
Molecular function (GO): 3'-5'-DNA exonuclease activity; nucleic acid binding
Source: RefSeq, a predicted model, not a curated record
UUUUCCUGCUGGUAUAUUCCCCGGAAUGCAGUAAUCCUGCUCCGUGCGUGCCAGGCUUCAUGACGCGUGCGCAAUGUGGCCAAUUACAACCGUUUCCUUUAAAAGAGCGGGAUAUUGUGUAUAGUGUUUUACUGCGUAACUACAAAGCAAAGAUAGUUUGUUUUACUCUGUUCCGUCUUUUUUCUUUCGGAAGAAAAUCAUGGAAUGUUUAAAGGACUUCGCUUCAUCAUCAUUAGCCUUGUAUAAUGCAUCAGGAUUCUCCGUUAAAAGCUUUGUCUUUCAAGAUUUUGAGACGAGUCACUUGUACCGUAAAGAUGUCCCCAAAAUCAUUGAACUGAGUUUGAUUGCUAUCAACCGUGCAGGCCUUCUCAACUCAGACGUACAUACAGCAUUGAACUGUGCAAAGAAAGAUGACUCUACAUUUGAUCUGUCUAAGGUGUCGUUACCAAGAAUUAUUGAUAAACUGACGUUAUGCGUGCACCCAAGAAAAUACACAAGUGCAACUUCUGCUGAUCUCACCAAGUUGGAUAAGCACAAUCUCGACAAGAACAAAAAGUUGCCGUUUGAUGAAGAUGUAAUCUCCAUGCUCAACAUGUUCUUGAGUCGACAAGAGGCACCGGUCUGUCUGGUUGCACACAACGGAAUGGGAUCUGACUUUCAGAUAUUGAGGUCAGAACUGUCGCAACUGACUACAGGUGAUCUAUCUGCAGACCUUUAUUGCGUGGACUCCUUGAGCGGAUUCAGGGCUGGAUUUACGACCGAGAAGCAGGGGGAGAGGAAGCAAAGAGAGGGGAAGAACAAGCAAGAAUCUACAUGGAUGCCUAGUCCAGAACCAGACUUGUCACUGAAGCGAAAGUUGCCAUAUUGUGAUAUUUACUCACCAGGAAUGGCAUUUCAAUAUUCACAGAAGAGAGUACCGGAUAAUCUUUACCAUAGUGUUCACGGAGGUGGAGGUUUAUUACCUAGGUUGGACACUGAUCAAUCUGCUGGUGUCAAGAUGUCAUCUUACAAAUCCAGUGACGUCGGAUCUUACCCAUCAUCGAAUGUUAGUGGUGCCACUAUCCAAGAGUCUACUGGAACCAUACCCAGAAGUUACAGUGCAUCCGACAACCUCUUAACCUCGUACCCCUUUCUAUCACAAUUAAACCAACCCUUAAACCAUGCAUAUACCACCCAGCUCAAAGAAAAAACUCCCAAAUCUCCCAAUCGCCACUCUGCUACCAAUGUCACAAACCAGUGGCACAUCGCCAGCCACCCGUCGUCCCCUCCACAACUCAAGAAGUCACAUUCGGCGCAGUGCCACACUGAAGGCCAUUCUAAGCCCCAAAGACUCUCUUACUCUCGUGUAAACAUCUUCAAGAGGACAUUUGGUACGGAUCCACCACAUUCUCAUUCUGCUGAAGGUGACGUGGUGUCUUUGAUCAAAGUAUUGCUUCCUAGGAUGUCUGAAUUUGUUUCUUGGGCUGACAAGCAUGCUACACCGUUCAAGAAUUGUAAGCUGUAUUACAAACCAGAGUGCCAGAUGCAAAACACUGACUUAUCCUUUGUCUUUCUAGAUUUUGAGACAAGUCACUUGAUCCCUAGAGAUCGCCCCAAAAUCAUUGAACUGAGUUUGAUUGCUGUCAACCGUACAGGACUUCUCAACUCUGACGUACAUACAGCAUUGAACUGUGCAAGGAAAGAGAACUUUACAUUUGAUCUGUCCAAGGUGACGUUACCAAGAAUUAUUGAUAAGCUGACGCUAUGCGUGGACCCAAGAAAGGACACAAGUCCACAGUCUGCUGAACUCACCAAGUUGGAUAAGCACAAUCUCGACAAGAACAAAAAGUUGCCGUUUGAUGAAGAUGUGAUCGCCAUGCUCAACAUAUUCUUGAGUCGACAAGAGGCCCCGGUUUGUCUGGUUGCACACAACGGAAUGAGAUUUGACUUCGCGAUAUUGAGGUCAGAACUGUCGCAAUUGACUACAGGGGAUCCACUUGCAGACCUUUAUUGCGUGGACUCCUUGAGCGGAUUCAGGGCUGGAUUUACGACCGAGAAGCAGGGGGAGAGGAAGCAAAGAGAGGGGAAGAACAAGCAAGAAUCUACAUGGAUGCCUAGUCCAGAACCAGACUUGUCACUGAAGCGAAAGUUGCCAUAUUGUGAUAUUUACUCACCAGGAAUGGCAUUUCAAUAUUCACAGAAGAGAGUACCGGAUAAUUUUUACCAUAGUGUUCACGGAGGUGGAGGUUUACUACCUAGGUUGGACACUGAUCAAUCUGCUGGUGUCAAGAUGUCAUCUUACAAAUCCAGUGACGUCGGAUCUUACCCAUCAUCGAAUGUUAGUGGUGCCACUAUCCAUGAUUCUCCUAGAACCAUGCCCAGAAGUUACAGUCAUGCAUCCGACAACCUCUUAACCCCGUACCCCCUCCUAUCACCAUCAAAACAACCCUUAAACCCAUAUACCGACCAGCUCAAAGAGAAAACUCCCAAAUCUCGCCAUCACCACUCUUCUGCCGAUGUCACAACUCACGAAGUCAAGUGGAAAGUCGCCAGCCCGCCGUCGUCCCCUCCACAACUCAAGAAAUCACAUUCGGAGCCGUGCCACACUAAAGGCCAUUCAAAGCCCCAAAGAAUCUCUUACUCUCUUGUGAACAUCUUCAAGAGGACAUUUGGUACGGAUCCACCACAUUCUCAUUCUGCUGAAGGUGACGUGAUGUCUUUGAUCAAAGUAUUGCUUCCUAGGAUGUCUGAAUUUGUUUCUUGGGCUGACAAGCAUGCUACACCGUUCAAGAAUUGUAAGCUGUAUUACAAACCAGAGUGCCAGAUGCAAAACACUGACUUAUCAUAA